GGGCUGGCCGGGAGGGGCCAGAGGCUCGCGAGGGGCGGGGGCGGCGCGCGGCGGUGGAACGUAGGGGAGGGGACCAGAGAGGAGGGGAUGAGCAAACCAGAGGGGAGAGGUGGGGAGACCCGCCGCCUCCUCCCUCGCUCGCUCGCUGACUUGCUCCCUCCCGGGCUGCGGCUGCUGCAGCGGCAGCAGGAGCAGUCCGGAGACCGGCGUCGAGGGUUUGCUGCUGUCUCUGUUAUUCCAUCCUCCCCCCCACCCCCCACCCCCGGGGGGCCCUCACCCCUCUCAAGAUGGCAGCCAGCAGCUCUGAGAUCUCUGAGAUGAAGGGGGUUGAGGAGAGUCCUGAGACCCAGGGAGAAGGGCCUGGCCAUUCUGAAACUGAAACUGGCCCUCUCCAGGUCCUAGCAGGGGUCCCAGACCAGCCAGGGGCCCUGGAGCCAGGCUCAGACACCACUGGGACCUCUAUGGACUCAGGGCCUAAGGCUGGGCUGGCUCCAGAAACCACAGAGACCCCAGCUGGGGCCCCAGAAACAGCCCAGGCCAGAGACCUCAGCUUAAGCCCAGGAGGGGAAUCAAAGGCCAACUGCAGCCUGGAAGAAGCAUGCCAAGAGCCAGCAUCCAAGCCAGAAGUGAAAGAAGAGGCCACUGCAGACCAGGGGGCCCAGCUGGAGUCUGCAGCCCCGCCUGAACCAGCCUCUGAGCCUGCUCCCCAGCUGGACCCCCAGCCAGAGCCCCAGCCAGGUUCCCAGCCCACCCCCAAGCCAGCUUCCCAGCCAGAGGCCCCCACCCAGGAGGACCCCACCCCUGAGGUCCUAACUGAGAGGGUAGGGGAAAAGCAAGAGAAUGGGGCAGUGGUCCCACUGCAGGCUGGUGAUGGUGAAGUAGUCCCAGCCCCCCAGCCUCACUCACCACCCUCAACAAAAUCCCCCCCAGCCAAUGGGGCUCCCCCCCGAGUGCUGCAGCAGCUGGUUGAGGAGGAUCGACUAGGAAGGGCUCACAGUGGGCGUCCAGGAUCUCCCCGAGGUAGCCUGAGCCGCCACCCCAGCUCCCAGCUGGCAGGGCCUGGGGUGGAGGGGGGUGAAGGCACCCAGAAACCUCGGGACUACAUCAUCCUUGCCAUCUUAUCCUGCUUCUGCCCUAUGUGGCCUGUCAACAUCGUGGCCUUCGCUUAUGCCGUCAUGUCACGGAACAGCCUGCAGCAGGGAGAUGUGGAUGGGGCCCAGCGUCUGGGCCGCGUGGCCAAGCUCUUAAGCAUCGUGGCGCUGGUGGGGGGGGUCCUCAUCAUCAUCGCCUCCUGCGUCAUCAACUUAGGCGGCCCCGCCCCCUUCAUCUCCCCUUGGCAUCCUCUUCUCCAGCCUCCUGCCAUCAUUUAUUCUGCAAAAACUCCAGCACUUAGAUCAGGCUGGGGAAGGGGGAGUAGUCUCGGAGGGGGCUCCCUAGCCCCGGGCUCCGACUGUUCUCUGCUGGGACCACUCAGGCCCAGACGCCCCCAGGGUGCCUUGCGGCUUGCAGAGCUGGCAAGCCAGGCCUUGUUUGGGAACUUGUGCAAGGGUGGCCAGUACUGGCUCCUAACGCGCACAGGGAAGGAAGGAGCGCUGCGGCUGACCCUUGCCUGGUCAGCCUGAGUUGACUCCCCUGACCUGGGCUUUUUAACCCCGGCCAGUGAGUUUCUUUCUUCAAGGUGUUGAGGAUAGGGUCAUUCAUGUGCUUUGUAAGGAAAGAAUCCAAAAAAAUAGGACCAAAGCUCCCAGCUGCAGGGAGCGAAGGAGGGGCGGGGAGCUCUAUAAUUAUUUUCUAAGAUGACAAGGGAGGUUUGUUGCACGCGACAGCCCGCAGAGGAGGCGGAGACCCAGCUACAAGGAGGUUUCGAGUUGGCGGGUUGGUUUUUUUUUUCCUAAAAAAAGAUUGGGGGAAAAAACUAAAAUUCUUUUUUAAAAGGAUAUAUCAAACUGAUUUCUCCCUUUUUGUAUGCCGGAUGCUGCAUGAGUCUGAAACACCAAUAAACGGAGACUGCAUGA
This is a messenger RNA of Lemur catta (Ring-tailed lemur), 2015 nucleotides long. It is a transcript of the gene PRRT2, whose product is annotated as proline rich transmembrane protein 2. Lineage: Eukaryota; Metazoa; Chordata; Mammalia; Primates; Lemuridae. Gene Ontology annotation, cellular component: membrane. The coding region runs from base 288 to 1622 and encodes 444 amino acids. The transcript has 4 exons. The record is from RefSeq and is a predicted model, not a curated record.